ACUACGUAUUGUGCUAGGGAUUCUUCACCAUAAAUUUUGCUAGGGAUUAACUACAACAUAAUUUGUGACGGAAGAACUACCAUGUAAUUUGUGAUGGAAACAUACUAAGGAAUACACGACGGAAUGUCAUCUACCACGGAUUUCAUUCCUUUGUCACAAUUGCGAUGGAAUUAUCGUUUCCAUUGCAAACCCCUCGCUACGACAUUUUUAGGGCCGGAAAUAGGUCGUUGCAAAUUCCGUCGCGAUUCGUCUUUUGCAACAGAAUUUCAGCUUUUCGCAACGGAUUCCUUCUGUAGCAAAAUCACAUUUUUCUUGUAGUGAUAAAAUAAUGUGUCAUUUUGCCUACCUUGAGAGGACAAAGGAGGCACGCGGUCCAAUUUGUCCUCAUCUUUAUCAUUAUUGAGUUGGGUGUGUGUAUGUGUGUGUGUGUGAUGUGUUAUAAUUUUCAGCAGAGCUUAGAGAGAUAGAAGAGGAAAUAAGAAGAGGAUGAAUCAAAAAGCAUUCGGAGCUGGGGAAAUAUCCAAGGAGGGAGCGAGGGACCAAAACCGCAAACUAACGUGCUUAAAAAGACUACCAAUCCAAAGUUUAGAUAUUCAUUGGUGUGAAAAAGUUGUGAGUACCAUCUUACAUAUGGAGAAAGGAAUCGCAUUAACAUGUAUUAUAUUAGUUGCAAUGCUAAUCAAUGCAGGAAUCGGAGGACAAAUCGAUCUCGCUCCUAUCAUCACUCAGUUAAAGCCACAACGGAAUUGCAACGUCGACCGUUGUAACUAUAUAACUUUUCCUCCCAUAUGCCCAUAUCCAAAUUGUAUAAGCCCUUAUGAUUGUUCAGAAUAUUGUGGUACCUUUAUCUCGCGUUGUGUUCUUGAUCACAGCAAUCCUAAAGAUGUUAGAAAGAGAUGUUGUUGUGUGUGGUAG
This is a messenger RNA of Lactuca saligna, 915 nucleotides long. Lineage: Eukaryota; Viridiplantae; Streptophyta; Magnoliopsida; Asterales; Asteraceae. The record is from the annotation of a GenBank genome assembly.